AUGGGUAGACUAGCAUUCGGAAGCACCCCACGUUCUCCCGUCGCCCCAGGCCGGUCGCCAAACCUGAACGACCUCGGAACCCUCUCCAUGGAUUCUCAACUCGGCGUCGCUACCACCGAGUCUGUGCAGAACGAUAUGAUGGACGCUUGUUUCGACGGCGACUUUCCCACGGACCCUUUCAUCAACUUGAUGGGCAAUAGUAUCACACCCAACCAGGAUCAAUGGCUUGCCCAAAUCGAGCAAGGGGCAGUGCACGAACGACCGAGCAGUCCAGUAGAUGAAGAGGUUAUAAGAGCCUAUGAGAAGAUGGCUGGCGUUUGUGCACAUGUAGAGCCAUGGCAUCUCUAUGAUUCAACAACAACACUACACUACAUUGUGGCCCGUGUGAAAGGCUUUAUAACAGACAUUGCUACGCGAAACGCCACGCCUUUCCUGCAUCGCUAUCUCUACCGAGACCACACACCACCAUGCAUCCUAUCCUGCUUCGCCACCAGUGUGCUCUACGCAAACCGCACAGAGGCUAACACAGCCGUGGUCAUGCGAGCUCUUCACAGCAGCGUGAGAGAAUUUGUUGACGCCGAGAUCGGUCGUGUCGUAGCAAUGCCAGCAGAGAAGCUUGCGCGGACCCAGGCGCUAGAUCAUUCGUCUACUUGA
This is a messenger RNA of Rhinocladiella mackenziei CBS 650.93, 654 nucleotides long. RefSeq lists its product as uncharacterized. NCBI's taxonomy places the organism in Eukaryota, Fungi, Ascomycota, Eurotiomycetes, Chaetothyriales, Herpotrichiellaceae. The transcript has 2 exons. The record is from RefSeq and is a predicted model, not a curated record. Bases 1 to 654 code for a protein of 217 amino acids.